Contarinia nasturtii (swede midge) is the source of this 1724-nucleotide messenger RNA. RefSeq names its product mitochondrial ribonuclease P protein 1 homolog. Gene Ontology annotation, biological process: positive regulation of mitochondrial translation; mitochondrial tRNA 5'-end processing. The transcript is spliced from 6 exons. The record is from RefSeq and is a predicted model, not a curated record. Lineage: Eukaryota; Metazoa; Arthropoda; Insecta; Diptera; Cecidomyiidae. Gene Ontology annotation, cellular component: mitochondrion; nucleoplasm; nucleus. The coding region runs from base 567 to 1595 and encodes 342 amino acids. Gene Ontology annotation, molecular function: tRNA binding.
UGACUUUACAUAAGCAAACAUUUUCAUUCAUCAUUGAGUUGAACGUUCUUGGAAGAAAAAAUUCAAUUAAUUUCAUCAUCGCAUUUGCGAAGUUCGUAUACAAAUCAAACGGUUGGCGAUUGGAUAACAUCUCUGCCAGAAGAUAAACAAAAGAGGGUUAGAUUCAUUCAGAAUGAAAUAGCAUUGAAACUGGCAGAAGAGCAAAGGAUGCCACAACUUCAGAUGUUAACCAAAGCCGAUUAUGAGGAAAUGUUGGAGAUGUCAAACAAUCGACGACAAAAGGUGUGGCGUGCAAUGAGACACCAUGAACAAAGUCGAACCACGAACUUCGAUAUUUGGCGCGUCAAAUUAAAUAUUCCUUCUGUGAAAAGUAAUGAAAUAAACACAAAAAUCCAGUAAAUAUCAGAAGCGUUAUGUGAUGUAAUAAGCAUUUGAAUGAUCGAACCCUGCGCCGUAAUCGACGUGAGCUGUCAUUGAACAAUACAUUAUGUCAAAGUGUAACACGUGCAUAGGCUAACCUUUUUAUUCAUUCAUCAUUGAUAGAACAUUAAUUCAUUGAAAAAAAAAUGAUCCGAUUCGUAUUAAAAGAAUUUUUGAGACCAAUUCAAUUAAUUUCGUCAUCGCAUUUGCGAUGUUCGUAUACAAAUCAAACGGUUGGCGAUUGGAUAUCAUCACUGCCAGAAGAUAAACAAAAGAGGGUUAGAUCCAUUCAGAAUGAGAUUGCUCUAAGGCUGGCCGAAGAGAAAAAGAUGCCACCACUAGAAAAGUUAACGAAAGCCAAUUAUGAGGAAAUGUUGAAGAUGUCAUAUAAUCGACGCCAAAGUUAUUACUUUUAUUUGUAUCAAUCAACAAUGGGCAGUUUACAGAACGAAAUAAGGAAUACGAUAGCAACGAGUGUCUUUGAUGAAAAGAAGCAACUGGGAACAUGUGGUCCACCGAAAACCGAUCAUAUUCGAUAUGGCCUAGGACAUAAUACACAAUUUUUGAAAAUUAGAAGAGAAACAAUGACUAAAUGGAGAAAUUUGAAAUUGUGGCGUGCGAUGAGAAUAAAUGAACCAGCUCUAAUAUUGGACUGUGGUUUCAAUGACAGAAUGACGGACCAGGAAAUUCGAGAUUUAGCGCGACAAAUUAAAUAUUCCUUCAGUGAAAAUCGAUUAGAUCGUAAACCAUUUGUACUGAAUUUGUGUAACAUGAACACAAAUUCAAAGCUAAGGUAUGAAUUGUCAAACAAUAUGCCCAAAUUUGAUAAAUUACCGUGGAACAUUUCGCCAAACGAUAUAACGGAUGUGUUUCCAGUUGAAAAACUAGUUUAUUUAUCACCGGAUGCACCAGAUGCACUGGAACAAUUUAAUGCCGAUGAUUGCUAUGUCUUGGGAGCUAUUGUUGACAAAGGAAAUCGACAACCAUUGACACUGGCCAAGUCGAAGCGACUGGGAAUUCGUGCAGCACGUUUGCCAUUAGAAAAAUAUAUUAAAUUCAAUUCACAUAAAACAUUGACACUGGACCAAAUGACACGAAUUAUGCUUGAAUGGAAACGAACCCAGGACUGGAGAAAGGCGCUACAAUAUGUACCGGCUCGAAAAGUUUCCGGUUAAAUUGUACAAAAAUCGACAAUUAAAAUUAAUUUGAAGCGAAAUUAGGGUAAAAUUCUCAUGUGAAAAAAUUAAAUUUUAUGAAGUAUAAAAAUGUUACAGACAUUUGAUAAAUAAAAUUACCGAAUUAAA